GAACAGAACAGCUUUCGAUCGAAAGUUCCAGGGCUGUUCUGCGUACUGUGUGUCUGACCUCGACUGUCUGCCUGUAAGCGCCCCGCACCACCACCAUGCCUGGCCACAUCGUCAAGAGCACCGGGCCCGACCCCGACCCCACCGAGUACCUGUACGUGUCCCUGGAACAGAAGCGCAUCGACCAGACCAAGCCCUACGAUGCCAAGAAGGCCUGCUGGGUGCCCUGCGAGAAGGAGGGCUACGUCCUCGGCGAGAUCCAGGGCACCAAGGGCGACCUGGUGACCGUGCUGGUGCCCGGCGGCGACACCAAGAACUUCAAGAAGGAUCUGGUGCUGCAGGUCAACCCUCCCAAGUUCGAGAAAUGCGAGGAUAUGUCCAACUUGACCUAUCUCAACGAUGCCUCCGUCCUGUACAACCUCAAGCAGCGUUACAUCACCAAGCUCAUCUACACCUACUCCGGCCUCUUCUGCGUCGCCAUCAACCCCUACAAGCGCUACCCGAUCUACACCAACCGCUGCGUCAAAAUCUACCAGGGAAAGAGGCGUAACGAAGUCCCCCCUCACAUCUUCGCCAUUUCCGACGGCGCCUACAUGGACAUGCUGCAGAACCACGAGAACCAGUCUAUGCUUAUCACAGGAGAAUCUGGUGCAGGCAAGACUGAAAAUACAAAGAAGGUCAUUGCUUACUUCGCCAAUGUCGGCGCUUCCACUAAGAAGCCCAAAGAAGGCGAGAAGAAGCAGAACCUCGAGGAUCAGAUCGUGCAGACCAACCCUGUCCUGGAAGCUUUCGGUAACGCCAAGACCGUGAGGAAUGACAACUCCUCUCGUUUCGGUAAAUUCAUCCGUAUUCACUUCGGUCCUUCUGGUAAGCUGUCCGGCGCUGAUAUCGAGACCUACCUGCUGGAGAAAGCCCGUGUCAUCUCCCAGCAGUCUUUGGAAAGGUCUUACCAUAUCUUCUACCAAAUUAUGUCCGACUAUGUGAAGCAUCUGAAGCCUUUGUGUUUCUUGUCGAAUGACAUCCACGACUAUUACUUUGUCAGUCAGGGUAAAGUAACAGUAGCAUCCAUUGACGACAAUGAGGAAAUGCAAUUCACGGAUACGGCCUUCGACGUGCUCGGCUUCUCGCAAGAGGACAAGGACAACGUGUACAAGGUGACUGCCACCGUCAUGCACUUCGGCAACCUCAAGUUCAAGCAGAGGGGUCGCGAGGAGCAGGCAGAACCCGACGGCACUGAGACCGGCGAUAUCUGCGGCAAGCUCCUGGGCAGUGACGGCGCCGAGCUGUACAAGAACCUGACGAAGCCCAAGAUCAAGGUCGGCAACGAGUUCGUGACGCAGGGCAGGAACAAGGACCAGGUGUACUACUCCGUCGGCGCCCUGGCCAAGGCCCUGUUCGACCGCAUGUUCAAGUGGCUCGUCAGGAAGUGCAACGUGACCCUCGAGACUGGCCAGAAGCGAGUCAUGUUCAUCGGCGUGCUCGACAUCGCCGGCUUCGAGAUCUUCGACUUUAAUGGCUUCGAGCAGCUUUGCAUCAAUUUCACCAACGAAAAGUUACAGCAGUUCUUCAACCACCACAUGUUUGUUCUCGAGCAAGAGGAGUACAAGCGAGAGGGCAUUAACUGGGUUUUCAUUGACUUUGGGCUAGACCUACAAGCCUGCAUUGAGCUCAUUGAGAAGCCUCUAGGUAUCCUCUCCAUCCUUGAAGAGGAGUCUAUGUUCCCUAAGGCUACAGACAAGUCCUUCGAGGAGAAGCUGAAGACUAACCACUUGGGUAAGUCUCCCAACUUCAUCAAGCCGAAGCCUCCCAAGCCGGGCCAAGCCGAGGCCCACUUCGCCAUCGUCCACUACGCCGGCACCGUCCCCUACAACCUCACCGGCUGGCUCGAGAAGAACAAGGACCCGCUCAACGACACCGUGGUCGACCAGAUCAAGAAGUCGAGCAACCAGCUGGCCGUCGAGAUCUUCGCCGACCACCCCGGGCAGUCGGGAGCAGCCGAUACCGGUGGCAAGGGCGGCAAGAGGGCGAAGGGCUCAGGCUUCCAGACUGUGUCCGGCAUGUACAAGGAGCAACUUAACAACCUGAUGACAGUGUUGAGGAGCACUUCCCCCCACUUCGUUCGUUGCAUCAUCCCUAACGAGCACAAGGAACCUGGUGUUAUCGACGCCGCUCUUGUGAUGCAUCAGCUGACCUGUAACGGUGUGCUUGAAGGCAUCCGUAUCUGUCGUAAGGGCUUCCCCAACAGGAUGGUCUACCCUGAUUUUAAGCACCGAUAUAACAUCCUAGCCCCUAAGGCAGCAGCCGCCGCCGAGGAUGACAAGAAGGCUAGCCAGGUCCUCCUCGAUUCCAUUAGCCUCGAAGCCGAAAAGUACAGGAUGGGCCACACGAAGGUGUUCUUCCGCGCCGGCGUGCUCGGCCAGCUCGAGGAGAUCCGCGACGACCGCCUCGCCAAGAUCAUCUCGUGGCUGCAGUCCUGGAUCCGAGGCUACACCAGCCGCAAGGCCUACAAGAAGCUCCAGGAGCAGCGCGUCGCCCUCAUCGUCGUGCAGCGCAACCUGAGGAAGUACCUGCAGCUCCGCACCUGGGCCUGGUACCGCCUCUGGCAGAAGGUCAAGCCCCUGCUCAACGUCACCCGUAUCGAGGACGAGAUCCGCGCCCUCGAGGAGAAGGCUGCCAAGGCUGAGGAGAACUACGAGCGCGAGUCCAAGCUCCGCAAGGAGCUGGAGGCCGCAAACCUCGCCCUGCUCGAGGAGAAGAACAACCUCAUGGUCGCCCUUGAGUCGACCAAGGGCAACGUGUCAGAGUACCUCGACAAGCAGGCCAAACUCCAGAGUCAGAAGGCCGACCUCGAGGCGCAGCUCAACGAAACCACAGAGCGCCUACAGCAGGAGGAGGAGGCCCGCAACCAGCUGUUCCAGGGUAAGAAGAAGAUCGAGCAAGAGAUCUCCGGCUUGAAGAAGGACAUCGAGGACUUGGAGCUGACGGUGCAGAAGGCUGAGCAGGACAAGGCCACCAAGGACCACCAGAUCCGGAACCUCAACGAUGAGAUCGCGCACCAGGACGAACUCAUCAACAAGAUCAACAAGGAGAAGAAGCACCUGCAGGAGUGCAACCAGAAGACGGCCGAGGACCUGCAGGGCAUCGAGGACAAGUGCAACCACCUCAACAAGGUUAAGGCCAAGCUUGAACAGACCCUCGAUGAGCUUGAGGAUUCUCUCGAGAGGGAGAAGAAGCUGCGAGGCGAGGUUGACAAGGCCAAGAGGAAGGUUGAGGGCGACCUCAAGUUGACCCAGGAAGCCGUUGCCGACUUGGAGCGCAACAAGAAGGAGCUCGAACAGACCAUCCAGCGCAAGGACAAGGAAGUCUCCUCCCUUGCAUGCAAGCUGGAGGACGAGCAGGGACUCGUCUCGAAGCUCCAGAAACAAAUCAAGGAGCUGCAGGCUCGCAUUGAGGAGCUCGAGGAGGAGCUGGAGCACGAGCGCCAGGCCCGCGCCAAGUCCGAGAAGUCCAAGACUCACCUGGGCCGCGAGCUGGAGGAGCUGGGCGAGCGCCUGGACGAGGCCGGCGGCGCCACCGCGGCGCAGAUCGAGCUCAACAAGAAGCGCGAGGCCGAGCUGGCCAAGAUCCGCCGCGACCUCGAGGAGUCCAACAUCCAGCACGAGGCCGCCCUCGCCAGCCUCCGCAAGAAGCACAAUGACGCCGUCGCCGAGAUGUCCGAGCAGAUCGACCACCUCAACAAAAUGAAGGCCAGGAUGGAGAAGGAUAAGGAGGCUCUGAAACGGGAAGCUGAUGAUGCCAGAUCUGCCACAGACGGUCUUGUUCGAGAUAAGGCCGCUGCUGAGAAGAUGAACAAGCAGCUUCAGCACCAGAUUAACGAGAUCCAGUCCAAGCUCGACGAAGCCAACCGGACCCUCAACGACUUCGACGCCACCAAGAAGAAGCUCGCCGUGGAGAACACCGACCUUCUGCGCCAGGUGGAGGAAGCGGAGAGCCAGAUCGGUCAGCUGUCGAAGCUGAAGUUGUCUCUCACCAACCAGCUCGAGGACACCAGGAAACUCGCCGACGAUGAGUGCAGGGAACGUGCAACUCUUCUCGGUAAGUUCCGCAACUUGGAGCAUGACAUCGACGGCCUCCGCGAGCAGCUGGACGAGGAGGGCGAGGCGAAGGCCGACCUGCAGCGCCAGCUCUCCAAGGCCAACGCCGAGGCCCAGAUGUGGCGCGCCAAGUACGAGUCCGAGGGCGUCGCGCGCCGAGAGCUCGAGGCAGCGCGCCUGAAGCUCGCCGCCCGCCUCGAGGAGGCCGAGCAGCAGAUCGAACAGCUGAACAUCAAGAACAUGAACCUCGAGAAGACGAAGCAGCGCAUCGCCACCGAGCUCGAGGACAUGCAGAUCGAGGUCGAGCGAGCCACGGCGCUGGCCAACGCCGCCGAAAAGAAGCAGAAGAACUUCGACAAGAUCAUCUCCGAAUGGAAGAUGAAGGUCGACGACCUCUCGGCCGAACUCGACGCCUCGCAGAAGGAAUGCCGCAACUACUCGACCGAGCUCUUCCGCAUCAAGGCCGCCUACGAGGAGAACCUGGAGCAGCUCGACUCCGUGCGCCGCGAGAACAAGAACCUCGCCGACGAGAUCAAGGACCUGAUGGACCAGAUCGGCGAGGGCGGACGAUCCCUCCACGAGAUCCAGAAGAACGCCAAGCGCCUCGAGAUCGAGAAGGAGGAACUGCAGGCCGCCCUCGAGGAAGCCGAGGCCGCCCUCGAGCAGGAGGAGAACAAGGUGCUCCGUGCACAGCUUGAGCUCAGCCAGGUCAGACAGGAGAUCGACAGGCGCAUCCAGGAGAAGGAGGAGGAGUUUGAGAACACCCGUAAAUGCCACCAGCGCGCCAUUGACUCCAUGCAAGCUUCCCUGGAGGCUGAAGCAAAGGGCAAAGCUGAAGCUCUCCGCAUGAAGAAGAAGCUCGAGUCUGACAUCAACGAGCUGGAGAUCGCCCUCGACCACUCCAACAAGGCCAACGCCGACCUCCAGAAACACAUCAAGAAGAUCCAGGGCGAGAUGAAGGAACUCCAGGCCCGCGUCGAGGAGGAGCAGCGCCUCGCGUCAGAGUACAGGGAACAGUAUGGCAUCGCAGAGCGUCGAGCCAACGCCCUGCACGGCGAGUUGGAGGAGUCCCGCACGCUCCUGGAACAGUCCGACCGCGGCCGUCGCCAGGCUGAGGCCGAGCUCGCCGAGGCCCACGACCACAUCAACGACAUCACUGCGCAGAACGGCUCCCUCACCGUCGCCAAGAGGAAGCUCGAGGGAGAAAUGCAGACCCUGCAUGCUGAUCUUGACGAGAUGUUGAACGAGGCCAAGAACUCGGAGGAGAAGGCCAAGAAGGCCAUGGUCGACGCCGCCCGCCUCGCCGACGAGCUCCGCGCCGAGCAGGAGCACGCCCAGACCCAGGAGAAGAUGCGCAAGGCCCUCGAAGUGUCCGUGAAGGAGCUCCAGGUCCGCCUGGAAGAGGUCGAGACCAACGCUCUGAAGACCGGCAAGAAGGCCGUGGCCAAGCUGGAGAGCCGCGUCAGGGAGCUGGAGAACCAGCUGGACGACGAGAGCCGCCGCCACGCCGACGCCCAGAAGAACCUGAGGAAGUGCGAGAGGCGCAUCAAGGAGCUCAGCUUCCAGUCCGACGAGGACAAGAAGAACCACGAGAGGAUGCAGGACCUGGUCGACAAGCUGCAGCAGAAGAUCAAGACGUACAAGCGCCAGAUCGAGGAGGCCGAGGAGAUCGCCGCCCUCAACCUGGCCAAGUUCCGCAAGGCCCAGCAGGAGCUGGAGGAGGCCGAGGAGCGCGUCGAGAACGCCGAGCAGGCUGCCAACAAGGCUAAGGUGAAGGGCCGCGCCAGUUCUCUGGCUCGGAUGUCCCCGCAGCCCACGGCCCAGCUGCUGCAGAGGAUGAUGCAAUAGAAACCCCCACCCCCACCCAACCCCAUCCCUCCACCCCCACCCCCA
This is a messenger RNA of Penaeus vannamei (Pacific white shrimp), 5984 nucleotides long. The record is from RefSeq and is a predicted model, not a curated record. NCBI's taxonomy places the organism in Eukaryota, Metazoa, Arthropoda, Malacostraca, Decapoda, Penaeidae.